CUCCCUCAAACGAUUUGCUUCAGUCCGAAAGGGUGCCUCAGUUCAUCGCACGUGUAGGCUGCUGACUUCUGACAGAAACAAAAUAGCAUGGAUCCACCAGGAGAUGAACUUGUUUUCUUUGUAAACGGGAAAAAGAUUUUGGAGCGAAAUGCAGAGCCAGAGAUGACACUCUUAACUUACCUCAGGAGAAAAUUGGGUCUGACUGGGACCAAGCUGGGCUGUGCAGAAGGAGGCUGUGGGGCUUGCACCGUCAUGGUCUCCAAAUUCAACCAGCACCAGAACCGCUUGGUGCACCAUGCGGUUAACGCCUGUCUGGCCCCCCUCUGCUCUCUACACCACUGUGCUGUCACCACUGUAGAGGGCAUCGGCAGCGUGGCCAGCAAACUACAUCCCGUUCAGGAGCGGAUAGCCAAAGCCCAUGGCUCCCAGUGCGGCUUCUGCACUCCUGGGAUCGUGAUGUCCAUGUACUCGCUCCUGAGAAAUAACCCCCAGCCAACCAUGCCAGAUGUGGAAGAGGCUUUUCAAGGUAAUCUGUGCCGAUGCACAGGCUACAGACCCAUUCUGGAGGGCUACAAAACAUUUACAAAGGAGGGGGGCUGCUGUGGAGGGAAGGGAAAGACAAACGGAUGCUGUAUGACGAAUGGAAACACCGCAAACAAUGGCUACACCAAUGGACACAAGGAAGACCACAUCAAUGGGAAUUCAACCAUCUCAGGCCAACCACUAUACGACCCAUCAGAGUUCAUGCCUCUGGAUCCUACACAGGAAGUCAUAUUUCCACCAGAGCUAAUGAGCAUUUGUAAGGAGCCUCUGCUGGAGGUGAGGUUCAAAGGGGAGCGGCUGCUGUGGGUUCAGCCCAGUUCCCUCCCAGAACUCCUAGAGCUAAAGGCCAGUUAUCCAGAGGCUAAACUGGUGGUCGGGAACACAGAAGUAGGUAUUGAGAUGAAGUUCAAAAACCUGCUGUACCCGGUCAUCCUCUCCCCUGUCCACAUCCCAGAGCUCAACAGCGUACGCCACACCAAGGAUGGCAUUGAGUUUGGGUCGUCGUGCACAUUGACCGCCAUGGGGGAUGUGUUGCGCACAGCAGUGGACAAGUUGCCGCCGCAUCAGACGGAGGUCUUCAAGGCCGUGCUGGAGCAGCUGCGAUGGUUUGCGGGCUUGCAGAUCAGAAACGUUGCGGCUGUCGGAGGAAACAUAAUGACAGCCAGUCCCAUCUCUGACCUAAACCCUGUAUUCAUGGCUUCGGCAUGCAAGUUAACGCUCAUGUCCAAAGGAGGAACACGUGUGGUUGAGAUGGACGGCCAGUUUUUCCCAGGAUACCGUAAAACCGUCCUCAGGCCUGACGAGAUCCUGCUGGCCAUUGAAAUUCCGUACACGAAAAAGGGCCAGUAUUUCUCUGCCUUCAAGCAGUCGCCCCGCAGAGAGGACGACAUCUCCAUCGUCACCUGUGGGAUGAGCGUGUCCUUUCAAGAGGGCUCCAACGUUGUCAAGGACCUGCGGCUCAGCUACGGAGGAAUGGCACCAACCACCGUCCUGGCCAGUAAGACCACCAAGAAGCUACUCGGCAGGCCAUGGAAUGAGAGUCUUCUGGAAGAUGCCUGCGCAUCCCUGGCGGAGGAGAUGACUCUGGCCCCGUCUGUGCCCGGAGGGAUGGUGACCUACAGACGCACCCUGACCAUAAGCCUCUUCUUCAAGUUCUACCUGACAGUCCAGCAGAAACUGGCACAAGAUGGAGUUGUUGUAGAAGAUGUUCGCCCAGACUAUCGAAGCGCCACGGAGAUCUUCCACGCAGAAACUCCCUCGAGUGUCCAGCUAUACCAGGCUGUGCCUAACGGACAGAAGGCUGACGAUGUUGUGGGCCGGCCCGUCAUGCACCUGUCAGCCCUGAAGCAGGCCACCGGCGAGGCGGUUUACUGUGACGACAUCCCCUGCUAUGAAAACGAGCUCCAUCUAGCCCUGGUCACCAGCACCAAGGCAUACGCACGCAUUAAAUCCAUUGACACAACAGAGGCGUCUGCAAUCCCUGGAUUCGUGACUUUUGUGUCAUGUAAAGACAUCCGUGGCAGCAACAUGACGGGACCGGCAGUCUACGAUGAGACGGUGAUGGCGGAGGACACGGUUUCGUGUGUAGGUCACAUAGUGGGAGCGGUGGUGGCCGACACCCAGGCACACGCCCAGAGAGCAGCCAAGGCCGUGAGGAUCUCCUACGAGGAGAUGCAGCCUGUCGUCACCAUCCAGGAUGCCAUAAAAUGCCAGUCAUUUUACCAACCGGUGAGGACCAUCAAGAAAGGAGACGUAGCUCAAGGAUUUAAAGAAUCAGACCACAUUCUCCAAGGUGAGAUCCACAUGGGAGGCCAAGAGCACUUCUACCUGGAGACCAACUGUACCCUGGCCAUCCCGCGGGGGGAGGACGGAGAGAUGGAGCUCUUUGUGUCUACACAGUCGGCCACUAAAACACAGGCUUUGGUUGCCAAGGCGCUGGGAGUGCCAGCCAGUCGUAUUGUCUGCCGUGUGAAGAGGAUGGGUGGAGGCUUCGGUGGGAAGGAGAGCAGGAGCACACUCCUCUCAACUGUAGUGGCUGUAGCAGCACAAAAAGUCAAAAGGCCUGUGCGCUGCAUGCUGGACAGAGACGAGGAUAUGCUGGUUACUGGGGGUCGACACCCAUUCUAUGGUUGUUACAAGGUUGGCUACAUGAAUUCCGGAGAAGUCAAGGCUGUCGAAGUAACUUUUUACAGCAAUGCCGGGAAUUCCAUGGACCUGUCAUUAUCAAUUAUGGAGCGCGCUCUGUUCCACAUGGAGAACUCCUACAACGUCCCCCACAUGUGUGGCACCGGCUACAUGUGCAAGACCAACCUGCCGUCCAACACGGCCUUCAGGGGCUUCGGCGGCCCGCAGGGGAUGAUGGUGGCCGAGAGCUGGAUGAGUGACGUGGCACUGGCCUGUGGAGUGCCAUCGGAAGAGGUAAGGAGACUGAACCUAUACAAGCAGGGAGAUCUCACUCCAUUCAACCAGUGCUUACAGCAGUUCACCAUCGAUCGCUGUUGGCAAGACUGCUUGGAAAUAUCUAACUAUCACCAAAGAAAGGCAGCUGUGGAUGACUUUAAUAGGCAGCAUCGCUGGACGAAAAGAGGCCUCUGCAUGAUUCCCACCAAGUUUGGCAUCAGCUUCACUGCUGUUUUCCUCAACCAGGCAGGUGCUCUGGCGCACAUCUACACAGAUGGAUCUGUAUUGCUAACCCACGGAGGGACUGAGAUGGGUCAAGGUCUGCACACCAAGAUGAUUCAGGUUGCCAGCAGGACACUGGGCAUCCCCAGCUCCAAGAUCCACAUCACUGAGACCAGCACCAACACUGUGCCCAACACCAGCCCCACUGCUGCCUCAGCCUCCUCAGACCUCAACGGCAUGGCUGUCCACAAUGCCUGUAGCACCCUCCUGCAGAGGCUGGAGCCCUACAAGGCCAAGAACCCCACAGGCACCUGGGAGGACUGGGUCAGAGCCGCAUACUUUGAUCGAGUGAAUUUGUCAGCCAAUGGUUUUUACAAGACCCCGGAUCUUGGUUAUGACUUUGACACCAACUCAGGAAGGCCGUUUAAUUACUUCAGCUAUGGAGUGGCGUGUUCUGAAGUGGAAAUCGACUGCCUGACCGGAAGCCAUAAGAAUGUACACACCUCCAUAGUGAUGGACGUGGGGAAAAGUCUGAACCCCGCCUUGGACAUUGGACAGGUGGAGGGGGCAUUCAUGCAGGGUGUGGGCCUGUACACCCUGGAGGAGUUGAGGUACUCUCCACAGGGUUACCUCUUCACUCGGGGCCCUGGCAUGUACAAGAUCCCUGCCUUCGGCGACAUCCCCACGGAGCUCAAGGUGUCCCUGCUGAGAGACGCCCCCAACGAAAGGGCCAUCUUCUCAUCAAAGGCUGUGGGGGAGCCUCCUCUGUUUCUGGCUUCUUCUGUGUUCUAUGCCAUCAAAGAGGCCAUCGCAACGGCCAGGUCAGAAUCGGGCCUGAGUGGCCCUUUUAGACUGGACAGCCCAGCCACCCCUGAAAGGAUCCGCAACGCCUGCGAGGACGGUUUCACCAAAUUGUGUCCUCCUGCCCAGCCAGGCACCUUUACACCUUGGGAUGUCCAAGUCUAACCCAAACAAACUGCUCCAUCGAUCACCUGACCUUAGACACUGCUGCUAUUGGUUGCUUUGGAUCCUGGUCUUUCACCACAGAGGACUCAGAGCAGGGCUGGACUGGCCAUCUGGCAUAGCGGGCAUUUCCUGGUGGGCCCUGCACCCUCGUGGGCCCCUAAUUUUUUUUUUCACAUUUCUGAAAUGAAGGGCCCACGAGGGUGCAGGGCCCACCGGUGACUUAGUUUGGUGCCGCUAAUUAUGAGAGGCCCGUGUAGCGCCUUAAUGCACGCCGUACCUCCUGUGGCACGCAGUAAUACACAUUGGAAGUUAACUACUAUAGUACUACACUACUAUUACUGUGCAUGGGGCCUAUAGUAACACAUUAUGACUUGGUCAUUGCCACUCUGGUAACAGCUAAUUUAUAAUGCCGCGUCUUAAGGGGUUAAGUCAAAAGUGCCUGGGCCCUAUUUCUCCCCCAGUCUUGCCCUGACACAGAGGAACUGGAAAAGAGAUGGGCCAUGCACGCAGCGCAAGUGAAAACAUCCAGACAGCCUUUCACCCUGUUCCGACCAGACCAAGGCAAACGCGCCCCACAUGUCCACCAUUGCACUCAGCUGUUGUAUUUGUCUUAAUCAAACACAAACGUUGCGUCAGUGCACCCAAAUGUUAUGCAACAUUGAGCAAUGAUAAACAGAGAUAAAACACAGAAACAUUCAGAUUAAUUAAUAUUUCUAUCGCACAUUAAAAUUGUCAGAUAUACUUACACAUGCAGCAUUGCAUAAAUAAUAAUAUAUUAACAACUUUGUUUGACUUACAGUAUUCACACUGAAUAAUAAUCAAAGAACAGAUAUUUACCAGAGUACGUAUUACAGAAUAUGAUAACUGAAUAAUUUCCAACUGUACAAAAUCAAAAGUCUCUUUUUGGGACAUGGUUGCUUAUUAUAAUUAUGUUGUUUUUUGAUUUCAACAAUAAAUAUAUGUGGUUCAAUUA
Messenger RNA from Engraulis encrasicolus (European anchovy), 5104 nucleotides. It is a transcript of the gene xdh, whose product is annotated as xanthine dehydrogenase. Gene Ontology annotation, biological process: xanthine catabolic process. The record is from RefSeq and is a predicted model, not a curated record. The coding region runs from base 88 to 4131 and encodes 1347 amino acids. The transcript is spliced from 36 exons. Lineage: Eukaryota; Metazoa; Chordata; Actinopteri; Clupeiformes; Engraulidae. Gene Ontology annotation, molecular function: xanthine dehydrogenase activity; 2 iron, 2 sulfur cluster binding; FAD binding.